AUGUCUGGGCGCCCGAGCAGCCAGAAGCAGCCCCGAGGGGGACAUUUGCUGAUCUUUCCUCCCCUGCCGCCACCUGGGGCCUUACCGGCCGUCAAGAAAACGGAUGCUCUAUCGAGCACCGGCCGGUCGGUACCCAAUCGUCGACGAUCUCACCGGAAAUCUCGCACCGGGUGUCGUAUCUGUAAAGAACGGCGGGUCAAAUGCGACGAAACGAUGCCGCAGUGUCGCCGCUGCCAAAUCUAUGGCAUCACCUGCGACUUCGCGCCGCCGCAGACGUCACCGCAGCGGAACGGCGCGUUGGCCUUGGAUGCGAUGACUGCCAACGUCAACAACGUCUUAGACAGCGACCGGCGCUCGCCGGCCGUCGCAACGUCGAACCGAUCGCUGGGAUUGGCCACCUUGAUUCAUUUUACAGAGAUGGUCGGGGCGCGCCAGACGGCGUACGCCCCGAUCAAACAGGUCUUGCGGGACCGAACCAUUCCGCUGGCGUUGACGGAGCCUUGCUUGUUGAACGCCAUGCUAGCGGUCGCCAGCACGCACCAAGCCAAUCUCACCCCCGGCGACUCGCACCGAAGCCUGGUGGCGACGCGGUUUCGCCAGGCGUCCGUACACAUCUACCGGCUCAAGCUGCAGGAACCGAUCACUCGUCACACCAUGGAUGUGCUUCUGACCACCUGCUUGCUCGUCGCCAUGUUCUCCUUCUCCGCACCCAGCGUCUCCCCCCGUCACUCCUGGAUCUUUUCGGAUGAUCCUGGCGCCUUGAAUUGGCUGCUCAUCCAGGGCGGGCUAGCCUCUCUCAUCGAUUGCAUCAUGCCGUGGAUCAACGAGAGCAUCUGGUGCGAUGCGUUUCUGAUCUCCAGCGCCUACGAGCUGUACGACGACCAUCGCACGGGGCGGGAGGGUCUCGACGAGGAGCUGGCCGACCUCUGCGAAAUCUCCGACACGACGACUGAGGAGACCAAUCCGUACCACUGGCCGUUGCGGAUGCUGAGCCCAUUGCUGCGUCUGCCUCUUACCAAGAUCGACGCGAAUCGCAUCUCGAGCUUUAUGGGCCGACUUCCGCCGGAGUACCUGCGUCUGGUGCAAGCGAGGGACGCGAGAGCGCUCCUGCUGCUGGGCUACUGGCUGGCCGUGAUGUGUUCCGUCCAUGACUGGUGGAUCGACGCGCGAGUUCGGUCCGAGUGCCAGGCCAUCUGCAUGUAUCUGGAGGCAUCCGGCGACAGACGCAUCGCAAGGUUCCUGGAUUUUCCGGCUUCGGCGUGUGGGUAUCGAGCGAUGCUCUAG
Aspergillus affinis is the source of this 1284-nucleotide messenger RNA. RefSeq names its product Zn(II)2Cys6 transcription factor. The coding region runs from base 1 to 1284 and encodes 427 amino acids. Gene Ontology annotation, molecular function: DNA-binding transcription activator activity, RNA polymerase II-specific; zinc ion binding. The transcript has 2 exons. Lineage: Eukaryota; Fungi; Ascomycota; Eurotiomycetes; Eurotiales; Aspergillaceae. Gene Ontology annotation, biological process: regulation of transcription by RNA polymerase II. The record is from RefSeq and is a predicted model, not a curated record.